CAGAAUAAGACUUGACGUUCAGUUCAUCUAACGGCUCGAAAUGGAAACAAAGUGGAUGAUAAUUUUGUUAUCAACAUGCUGGAGUUUCUGUGUUGCUGCAAAUGAGUUCUACUCUUCAACAGAUCAUAUGACUCAGCUUAUUGACAUCAAAAGAGAGUUUACCAAAAGUCUACAUGAACAUACAGAAGCGCUGGAGAGUGAAGCAGACCUUCUGAGAAGGGCUCUGAAUGCACUUGAGGAUAACUUUGAUGACUCUCCCAGAGAUCCAGAGAAGUUCAUCAGCAACCCUCUUGCAGCAUUUCAGCUCGUGAGAAAGCUAAGUCAAGUCGGGGCCGUCGCACGGGAACUUGCUGAAGGAAGACGUGCAAAAGACACUUUGGAGAACCUGAAAUCUACAGCUCAGACUCUUCCCAGUGCAGGAGAUGUAGAAGGUGUUGUGAUGGCUUUGGUUAGACUGCAAGAAAUGUACAGAUUGGAUCCGAGGAACAUCUCGUUAUUUUCAGAAACAAACCACAACAUAAUGCUGGACCCAGAUGAAACUUUCCAUAUCGGCGUGAUCUCAUCGCUCAAUCAGCGCUUUCAGUAUGCCGUGCUCUGGAUGGAGGAAACCCUCAGGAAACUCAGUGAGGGUGAAGAAGCUGCCGUUACUAAAGAGGAGGUUAUUUACCAACUUGCUUUGUUUUCCCAUCAGCUGGCAGUGAUUCAGCUGCCAUAUGGACAAGAGGCCGCUGAGAGUGAUCUAUUUCAGUCUGAGCUUUACACGCGCAUAAUCGAGAGCAUUAAGACCCGGGACUGGACUGCAAAAUACAUCCCGCACUCCACUGACAAAACAUAUGAGGCUCUCUGCACUGGAAAGAGGUUUAUGAUGAUGCCACAGAGAGAGAGGAAGCUGGUGUGCAGGUACAGGACAGGAAGAGGAAACCCACUAAUGAUAUUCAAAGAGGAAGUGGAGUGGGACGAGCCGACGAUACUACGAUACCAUGACUUUCUUUCUGAAGGAGAGAUUGACACCAUUAAAUCACUGGCCAGGCCAAAGCUUUCCAGAGCUAAAGUCAUAGAUCCAGUCUCUGGAAAAAAAGUUUCUGCUGCCACUCGUGUGUCAAAAAGCGCGUGGUUCUCUGAACACGAAGAUCCCGUGAUCACUCGGGUCAAUCAGAGAAUCGCUGCCGUCACUGGUCUAGAUCUGGAGACAGCAGAGGAGCUCCAGGUUGCAAAUUAUGGAAUUGGAGGCCAGUAUGAGCCACAUUAUGACUCAAAGUUGACAAAUGACUCAGACUUUCAGCUCAGAGGAGGCCGGAUUGCUACUGUCCUAAUCUAUAUGAGUGAUGUGGAUAUCGGAGGGGCUACAGUGUUCCCUGACGUCGGUGCAGCACUUCAGCCAAAGAGAGGUACAGCGGUGUUGUGGUUUAACCUGCUGAGAAAUGGAAAUGAAGAUGCCAGAACUUUACAUGCAGCAUGUCCUGUGUUUGUAGGCAGUAAAUGGGUUGCCAACAAGUGGAUUCGUACUCACGGCCAAGAGUUCAGAAGAAAGUGCUCUACAGUCAGAUCUGAUUAG
Molecule: messenger RNA, 1555 nt
Organism: Labeo rohita (rohu)
Lineage: Eukaryota; Metazoa; Chordata; Actinopteri; Cypriniformes; Cyprinidae
Product: prolyl 4-hydroxylase subunit alpha-2
Exons: 14
Coding region: 41-1555 (504 amino acids)
Biological process (GO): peptidyl-proline hydroxylation to 4-hydroxy-L-proline
Cellular component (GO): endoplasmic reticulum
Molecular function (GO): procollagen-proline 4-dioxygenase activity; L-ascorbic acid binding; protein binding
Source: RefSeq, a predicted model, not a curated record